AUGGACAGGUUGCAUUCCUCCAUGCGUAAAAGGCUCUACAGUUUGCCACAGCACAUUGGACAGAAAGCUUCGAUCAUGGGUGAUGAGGAAGACGGCGACAAGGACACCCGGAGGAAGAGCAUCAGGAUGAAGCCCCUGCCUUCACCGACCUCUGGGGGAAGCUUCAAAGGCAUCGGGGAAACCAAAAGCGGAGAGUCGGUGAUCAUGGAAACGGAUAUCGGGAGACCCGUAAAGACCAGCUCAAACGGGGAUUGCAGGAGGUUCCGGGGCAGCCUGUCAUCUAUCACCAGUCGGCAUGUCCACGACUCAGACUCGGCGGAGGAGAGGCGCCUCAUCACGGAAGGAGAUGUCACCCCAAGUGAGGAGAGUCCCCCUGGAGCGAUUGGUGGCGGAGCGAGUCAAGGUGCGCAAGGCUGUGGAGCUGGAAGCAGCAGCGGCGUAGCCCAGCAUGGCUCCCCCGACCAGCAGUCGGGGUUCAUAAAGUUGGAUUGUAUGGACCAAAUUUUACCAGAUGACGAAAGAUAUUAUCAAGCGGGGUUCAUGCACAGACAAUUUGGGGCAAUGCUGCAACCUGGGGUCAACAAGUUCUCGCUACGGAUGUUUGGGAGUGAAAAGGCUGUGGAGAGGGAACAGGAGCGGGUUAAGUCCGCCGGAUUUUGGAUAAUACAUCCAUACAGUGAUUUCAGGUUCUACUGGGACCUCACCAUGCUCCUGCUUAUGGUGGGCAACCUGAUCAUCAUCCCCGUUGGCAUCACCUUCUUCAAGGACGAGCACACGCCGCCCUGGAUCGUCUUCAACGUCGUGUCCGACACGUUCUUCCUCAUGGACCUGGUGCUCAACUUCCGCACGGGCAUCGUCAAGGAGGACAACACGGAGAUCAUCCUGGACCCGCAGCAGAUCAAGAUCAAGUACCUGCGCAGCUGGUUCGUGGUGGACUUCAUCUCCUCCAUCCCCGUCGACUACAUCUUCCUCAUCGUGGAGACGCGCAUCGACUCGGACUUCUACAAGACGGCGCGCGCACUUCGCAUCGUCCGCUUCACCAAGAUCCUCAGCUUGCUCCGGCUGCUGAGGCUGUCCCGCCUCAUACGCUACAUCCACCAAUGGGAGGAGAUCUUCCACAUGACGUAUGACCUGGCCAGCGCCAUGGUGCGCAUCGUCAACCUGAUUGGCAUGAUGCUGCUGCUGUGCCACUGGGACGGAUGCCUCCAGUUCCUGGUGCCCAUGCUGCAGGACUUCCCCGCCGACUGCUGGGUCUCCAAAAACAAGAUGGUGAACGACACGUGGGGCCAGCAGUACUCGUACGCGCUCUUCAAGGCCAUGAGCCACAUGCUGUGCAUCGGGUACGGCAUGUACCCGCCCGUGGGCAUGACGGACGUGUGGCUGACCAUCCUCAGCAUGAUCGUGGGCGCCACCUGCUACGCCAUGUUUGUGGGCCACGCCACCGCGCUCAUCCAGUCCCUGGACUCUUCGCGCAGGCAGUACCAGGAGAAGUACAAGCAGGUGGAGCAGUACAUGUCCUUCCACAAGCUUCCGGCGGACAUGAGACAGCGUAUCCAUGACUACUACGAGCAUCGCUACCAGGGCAAGAUGUUUGACGAGGAGAGCAUCCUGGGGGAACUGAACGAGCCGCUGAGAGAGGAGAUCAUCAAUUUCAACUGUCGGAAGUUGGUGGCCUCGAUGCCUCUGUUUGCCAACGCGGAUCCCAACUUUGUGACCUCCAUGCUGACCAAACUGCGCUUCGAGGUCUUCCAGCCGGGCGAUUACAUCAUCCGCGAGGGCACCAUCGGCAAGAAGAUGUACUUCAUCCAGCACGGGGUGGUCAGCGUGCUCACCAAGGGCAACAAGGAGACCAAACUUUCGGACGGAUCCUACUUUGGAGAGAUCUGUUUGCUGACGCGUGGCCGUCGGACAGCAAGUGUGCGUGCGGAUACGUACUGCAGGCUGUACUCGUUAUCGGUGGACAACUUCAACGAAGUGCUGGAGGAGUACCCCAUGAUGAGGAGAGCCUUCGAGACCGUAGCACUGGACCGACUGGACCGCAUAGGCAAGAAGAACUCGGUCCUCCAGCACAAGGUGCAGCACGACCUCAGCUCGGGCGCCUUCAACUACCAGGAGAACGAGAUCAUCCAGCAGAUCGUGCAGCACGACCGCGACAUGGCGCACUGCGCCCACCUCAUGCAGGGCGCCAACCCCCCCUCCGCCAGCCCCCCGUCCCCCACGCCGGUCAUCUGGGCGCCGCUGAUCCAGGCGCCCCUGCAGGCCGCGGCGGCCACCACGUCGGUGGCGUUGGCACUCACGCACCACCCGCACCUGCCCGGCGCGCUCUUCCGCCCGCCGCCGCUCACCGCGCUGGGCUCGGGCAUGGAGCAGUCGGCGCGCUUCCGGCGGCUGCACACCAUGGCGCCCUCCGCGUCCGUGACCUCCGCCGCCUCGGGGGCGGGCAUCUCGCCGGGCAACUCGCCGUGCGGCACGCCACCGCCGCGGACGCCAGGGGCAACGGGAGGGGCAGCACCUCUAGCGCACUCCUCCUCCGGGGCCGACACGCCGCUGCUGGCCACCUUCCGGGCGCAUCACAUGACCUCGGCUCCGGGGAUGAACGGCGGCGCGUCGGGAGGAGGAGGUGUCGGUGUCGGUGGUGCUGAAGCCUCAGGUGUGGCAUCAGGGGCGUCGGGGCAGCAGGGGUCAUCCUCCAACGCCGCCCAGGCCGUCCUCGGUGCCCACGGGGGGUCAUUCGGCGGCGGAGCCUCGUCCAGAGGCUACUCGGGAGCGUCGGCGUUCCCCUUCGGACCGUUCUCCUCGCCUGGAUCUCCGUCGUCCAGCACCGCUCAGCUCCACCACCCUCCGCCCUGCCAGCAGCAGCCGCAGCAGCAGCAGCGUCCGGCCCCCAGCGUCACCCCCCCUCUCAGCGCAGGCCUCUUCCAGCAGCCGGGGGCCACGGGUGGUGCGGUCGGCGGGGUGGGGGUCCGGCUGGGCUUUGGGGUCGGGGAAGCAGGCGGUGGGGCGAUGGGUGGAGGUGGGUCUUCCAGUUCACACUUUGGGGGUGGCGGCGGGUCCACAGGUGUUGUAUCAACAGGUAUGGGAGCGACAGGUGGAGGUGCUUUUGUCUCCUGCUCGUCUAAGGGCAGCCCCCUGUCGUCCGGCUCGUCCAGCCACCCCUCCAGCAGCGGGGGCAGCAGCAGCAGCGUCCUCAUCACCCACCACUCGUCCACGCAGCAGCAGCAGCAUUUCUCAGGUGGAUGCAGGACUUCCAGCGGCCUCAACCUCUACCACACGCCGUCCCCCGGUUCGCCCUCCUCGGGCAGGAGCCAGGGAGGCGCCGACGGCUCUCCUCGCUCCUCCUCCUCCGCCUCCUCCAUGAGGCUCACUCAUCAGCACAGCCUGGGCUCCUACUCCACCUCCACCUCCACCUCCUCCUCCACCAUCACCCCGCAGCAGUCGUCGCUGCUGUCGUCGGCGUCGUCCGUCCUGCCCGCGAUGGGCUUCCUGCCGCUGUGCGAGCGCUCGGCGCUGGCCUCGCUGGCCCAGUACGGCUCGGCCAACGCGUCGCCCUGCCUGACGCCGCUGGCGCCCAGCCCCACGGGCCAGAGCCCCGUCACGGGACGGACCUUCCACUUCAGCAACCCGUCCAGCGCGCACGGCUCGCGCACCUCGCUCUUCACGCCGCCGCCGAUGCCGCUGCCGCUGCCGCCGUGCCCGGGCCCCCUGCCCGGAGGGCACUCGGUGGCGGCGGGGACAGUGGGCACGGUCGGCUUGGCGGCGGUGGCGGGCAGGCAGUCUCCGCUGAGCCGCUUCUCCGAGGAGGCGAGUCUGCUGUCGGGCUCGUACUCCUCGCUGGGCCCGGAGGUGGCGCUGGGUCCGGCGGCGAUCACCACCACACACUCGCCUCCGCCGCGCGCCGACACGACGGCCCCCUGCCGCUCGCCCUACUCCUCGCUGGGGCCGGAGGCGGCGCAGGGUCCGGGAGCGAUGACGGCGAUGACGACGAUGACGAUGACGACGACAACGACGACGACGAUGACACACUCGCCUCCGACUCUGCCGCGCGCCGAGACGACGACGUUAGCGCCCCGCUGCCGCUCGCCCUUCUCCUCGCCCACGCUGGUGCCCCGACCCUGCAUCUCGCCCGCCGGCCGCGUCACGCCACCCUCGCAGAGCGGAGGGCCACCCGGAGGAGGAGGAGGUGGGGGGGCAGGGGGACCCCUGAUCCAGACUCGCUCUUCGGGGGCGUCCUCCCCUGCGCUUCCACCCCGCCGGGACUCGGCCGCGGGGCCCCCUGAGUUCGAACCGCCCCGCUCCAAACUCCCCUCCAACUUGUGA
Messenger RNA from Sardina pilchardus (European sardine), 4317 nucleotides. RefSeq names its product hyperpolarization activated cyclic nucleotide-gated potassium channel 4 (gene hcn4). Gene Ontology annotation, cellular component: dendrite; HCN channel complex; axon. Bases 1 to 4317 code for a protein of 1438 amino acids. Gene Ontology annotation, molecular function: voltage-gated potassium channel activity. Gene Ontology annotation, biological process: sodium ion transmembrane transport; regulation of membrane depolarization; potassium ion transmembrane transport. The transcript has 9 exons. NCBI's taxonomy places the organism in Eukaryota, Metazoa, Chordata, Actinopteri, Clupeiformes, Clupeidae. The record is from RefSeq and is a predicted model, not a curated record.